Ruditapes philippinarum (Manila clam) is the source of this 3637-nucleotide messenger RNA. RefSeq lists its product as uncharacterized. The record is from RefSeq and is a predicted model, not a curated record. Gene Ontology annotation, cellular component: chromatin; nucleoplasm. The transcript has a single exon. NCBI's taxonomy places the organism in Eukaryota, Metazoa, Mollusca, Bivalvia, Venerida, Veneridae. Gene Ontology annotation, molecular function: ubiquitin-protein transferase activity. Gene Ontology annotation, biological process: positive regulation of DNA-templated transcription. The coding region runs from base 264 to 2312 and encodes 682 amino acids.
CUUAAAUUUUAUCUCGUUUAUCUUUAAUAGUGUUGAAAAAUGCAUGAUUAACGUAGAUCUUAAUAUAAGAAAAAUAGGUAUAUUUAACAUAAUUAUACAGGAGUAUAUUGUAUAUUUGAUAUCAAAAUAUUAAAUAUACAUUUUACAUUGUAUUUAUUCUUCUUUCGGUUUAGUUCACCCAUAUAUAGGAUCGGUUAACUUUCGGUUUUGAUAACCUCUAUAUAUCAGUCAAAAUUUAUGAAUAAGUUUGUAGUGAUAUUACAAUGGAUCUAAACGCCAUUUCAUCCCAUUUGAAAUGCCCACUUUGUAAGGAACUUUUUGAAAAUCCUAAACAUUUACCGUGUGGACAUGAUAUAUGUGAAAGGUGUUUACAAUGUCAUAUAAUUCGGACAGUUCCAAUGGUCGGAUAUAAUAUAUAUGAUUUCUUAGAUAAGAAAACUCCGGAUAUUAAACCUUCAGAAACAUAUUUUAAUUGUCCUAUUGAUAAGAGGGAAUUAACACCGCUAAAACCAUCGCAGGAAGUGAGUAAAUGGGCUAGUCAAUUCGAAAAUAAUCUAAAAUUAGUGACAAUGCUAGAAAUUUGCAAUGGGAAAGUAAGAGGUGUAACAGAGUAUUGUGACAAUUGUAUUGAGGUGUCACAAAAAGUUGCAGCCACUUCUGUUUGUUUCACAUGCACGGAGAAAUAUUGUGUACAGUGCGCUUUUAUUCACAGGCAUACACACCCGAAAGACUCUUUAUUGAACCUCUCUGCAGUUAAGUGUGUUUUGUCAGACAACUCCCAUAUUGCCGUUGAAAAUUGCAAGAUUCACAUUUUCCGACAACUUAUUCUUUACUGCUUAAACUGCGAAGAAAAAUGCUGCAGGACAUGUCAGAAGACGAUGCACGUAGAUUGUAAACAUGUGACACAACUCGACGAUGAAUUUGGUGAGUAUGGAGUAGGUCAUUCUCUGGAACAACUGGUCGACCGAUUAAAAAAAGUGUUGUGUCAGUUAUCAGUUAUAAUGAAAAAUGAUCUGGAACUUUUUGAUAAAGCUAAGGAAUUGAUAGGUAUGGAUAACAGAGUAAAAUGUUACAACUUUGAUGAUAUGUUAGGUGGCGUUCGAUGUGGAAUUACUCGCUUGGAAUCAUAUCAUGAACAAAUACAACUGUCUCUGAACUAUCUAAAUGAACUCAAACAGGAAACAGUAAAAACAAAGCCAUACAGAGUUAUCCAAACCGAGAUAGAAUGCCAGCAAAUGGAAAAAGCAAUAGAAUGUCAUAAGAAAUUGGCACUUGACAAUUUUGAUAGGCUUGAACAGUUUAAAAAUGUUCUAGAUAAACACAAACGUGAAAACAAAAGCAUGGGUAUUGUACAUUUGCCUAAUAGGAGGAAUAAGAACUUAACAACAAAGCAAAUUGACUAUUUUGGUGAACUUGUGAACAUAAAAUCUGACAACAAACUUGUUGACAUGAGUGAAAAAGUAAGACUGGUGCAUAAGAUUAACAUGCGCGCAAAUGAUGAUGACAAUGACUGCUGGCUUACUGACUGCUUGUUUUUAAAGGUUGAUUUCCUUAUCAUAGCUGAUAAAGCAAAUGAAUGUAUCAAGUGGAUAAUUAACAAUGGUCAGAUAAAUAGCCUCGUUUUGAAAUCCGGUCCACAAUGUUUAGCUGUCGAUAAACAAGGGAACACUGGCUGUGUAACUCUUCCCUAUGAUAAGAGAAUUCAGUUCUUUUGUAUCAAAGAUACCUCUAUAAUGUUGACAGAUAAUCUUCAGACGAAGCAGAAGUGCUUUGGCGUAGAUUUUUUAAGUGAAGAAUGCAUUGUCGUCUCCAGGGAAGGGUAUCCGGAAUCAUCUGUCAGCAUUUUGAAUAAAGACGGCACUGAAAUGCGGUGUUUUUUGGAAAAAGACGAGUUUAUGAAAGAAAAGUUGUUUUCGGAUCCCCGAUACUUAAAAGUCCGUAGAAAUGGAGAUGAGUUGAAAAUCUUCGUAACAGAUUUUCGCCUACGAACUGUGACAUGCAUUUCAUCACAGUGGUUGGAAGGUAGUUUUACCUCGCAGAGCAUCUUUCACGAUAAAAUGGGCGCCCCGUUAGGCGUUGACUAUGACGAUAAUGGAAACUUGCUAGUCUGUAGUAAUUCUACAGGCAAUGUACAGCAGGUAAUAUUAUGUACGAAUGAUUCUGAAAGGCAUCACCGUCUGCUAACACAGCAUCUCUGGCUCCCAAGAGCCGUUUCUGUCUUGAAGGGAGGAAAUAUGUUCAUGAUUACAUCUGACUCAGGACCGUGCAAAAAUCAUGUACUCGUUUUUGAAUUCAUAUCGAAAGCUUGCUGAGAAACAACAGCCGGAUGAUUAAAACAUCUUUAGUUUGGCAUUGUUGAAUGAUACCGGACUGUGAAACCAGAGAUAUAGACUUUGUAACAAUAUUUACCUUUAUCAAAGUACAGUGUGAUUAUUUAUAAUGUCAUUUUUUUGUAAAUGAACGGAUGGAUAUAUGAUUCAUUAUCAGGGACAUGUUAACAUGUAUGAGUGGAUGGUUACAGGCUAUGUUGCGUAGUAUAAAUUAUUUCAUUGAAAUGCUUCAUAUCUGAAUAUUCAUGUAUGCUUAUUUCUUUAAUUCAUUAAGGGCAUCUCCUGUAAUAAUUUAAAACUCCAUUUUAUCUUUGUAAAUACUGAUUAUUAUCCCCAUUAUGUACGUUAUAAAAGAUAAAAUGUUCUUGUGGUUGAUGAAAUUAUAUCAGAAGCAACGUGUUGUUAAUGCGUUUCAUUGUAUACAUGUAUUACUGUAACGUCAUUUUGCAAGAAAGGCAAAUACACAGAAUCAUAGUAAAAGUAUUAAAAUAUACUACUAUAAUAGGAAUAUCUUAAACAUGACACUGUUGAUCAAAAAGUCUACACUAUUUUUUAAGUAACUCUUUCUUGUGCUGUUGCCGAUUCACUGACAAAAAAAACAACGCACCGGUCAAUUAACCACCUCGGCUUAAUCACCUCGGAGACAGGACAGGAGCCCAAUUAGCCAAGUUCCUUCCUUUUUGUCGGCCCCCUCAAUGCUGGCUCAAUACCUUGGUUCUGCGCCGUGCAAAUCCUAGUAUCGGUGUUUUUCUUUAGCGAGUAUUUGACCACCUUACUGUCUCCUCUGUAUUAUGGGUUUUAUAAGUGGAAAAGCAAAAUAAAAUAUAUAUUUGUCAAUCCCAGCACAUGUACUGAUCCGUUUUGAAAAGAAAAUUCAUAUUUCAAACGUCUACAAGUUAAAUGUUGAUGCUGCACAUCAAAGACGUCGCCAAAUGAUGUGAACAGUCACAGCUAAUGUACAAAAUCAGAAUUGAAAAUCGUUCUCUAUAUAACAGCUGAAUAUCCGAAGCACUAAUUAAUUUUUUCUCCAUGUUCUUGGUAUGUGUCUGAAAUUCUGAAAUGUUUGUCUGUUGCGACAAAAAUUGAAACGUCUGGUCGAAGCAAAAUAAAUUGAAUAACAAGUGAAAUUGAAAUGAUCGAUAAACUUAAAAUGAAUUCAAGACAAUAUGUGCCGAGAAUAUGUCCAUUUAAAUAUUGGUGUGAAUUGCAUAAUGUUCGAAUUAUUUUGAGGACGAACUGUCAGUUAUUUUACAAAUAUGUCUGUAAUAUCAAAUAAUAGUUAUGAAUAAAUUGAUAUAUAUAAUCAA